Molecule: messenger RNA, 1787 nt
Organism: Symphalangus syndactylus (siamang)
Lineage: Eukaryota; Metazoa; Chordata; Mammalia; Primates; Hylobatidae
Gene: C13H19orf38
Product: chromosome 13 C19orf38 homolog
Source: RefSeq, a predicted model, not a curated record
GCGCUUGGCAACCUUUGGCGGGACCGACGGGGUGGAGUGGACCCAAAAAAUAGCGUCUAGGCGUGGACCUGUACGCGACCCGUAGGGCUCGCCUAUAAAAGGGCUCAGCUGGGGCGGGGCGGAGAUACCUGUGGCGUCGUGUUUUGCUUGCUCUGGGAGCGUGGCCCCAGGUUCGACGCCUUUUGCGCCUUAGACGCAUCAGCGUAUCAGUUUUCUCGUAAGUCGGGAGUGAUGGAACGACCACCCUGUAGGGCGGCUGUGAGAGUUGAGAUGAGGCUUGGUUCAUAUUGAGCGCUCAGCUUUCCUGGCUUAUAGACAGUGGAGGGGCGUGGCCCCACUAUGCACCCCAAGGGUCUCAGACUCGAGGGCCAGCAGGUAAACAGAGCCAUUACUGUAGCCUCGGGUCAGAAAAACGACAGCCCAGGUAAGAAGAGAACUGCGACCAGAGAGGUGCGCGGGUCUGAUGUGUGUUUGGGGAAGGGGUGGGGAGAGGAGAGAGUCCCUUUCAGUGCCCAAGCCUGUGUGUGCAACUUCCUGCCAGUGAGGAAACUCUCAGCUCGAGAAUCAGCCCUGGUUCUCCUUUCCCCGAUCUGGCCUCACAGGAGGAGUUGGCGGGGAGCCUUGGGCCCCUCUGGCCUCAGCCGGAUUUCCCAGCUAAAUGUGGGGAGAGAUGCCCUGGACUGUCUUGCUCUUUGCAGCUGGCUCUUUGGCGAUCCCAGCACCAUCCAUCCGGCUGGUGCCCCCGCACCCAAGCAGCCAAGAGGACCCCAUCCACAUCGCAUGCAUGGCCCCUGGGAACUUCCUGGGGGCGAAUUUCACACUGUAUCAAGGGGGGCAGGUGGUCCAGCUCCUGCAGGCCCCCACGGACCAGCACGGGGUGACAUUUAACGUGAGUGGCGGCAGCAGCAAGGCUCCAGGGGGACCCUUCCACUGCCAGUAUGGAGUGUUAGGUGAGCUCAACCAGUCCCAGCUGUCAGACCUCAGCGAGCCCGUGAACGUCUCCUUCCCAGUGCCCACUUGGAUCUUGGUGCUCUCCCUGAGCCUGGCUGGUGCCCUCUUCCUCCUUGCUGGGCUGGUGGCUGUUGCCCUGGUGGUCAGAAAAGUUAAACUCAAAAAUUUACAGAAGAAAAGAGAUCAAGAAUCCUGCUGGGCCCAGAUUAACAUCGACAGCACAGACAUGUCCUUCGAUAACUCCCUGUUUACCAUCUCUGCGAAAACAAUGCCAGAAGAAGACCCGGCCACCUUGGAUGAUCACUCAGGCACCACUGCCACCCCCAGCAACUCCAGGACCCGGAAGAGGCCCAUUUCUACAUCCUCCUCGCCUGAGACCCCCGAAUUCAGCACUUUCCGGGCCUGCCAGUGAGGCUGAGGACUGGGGGACUCCUCUGUCUCCAGACAUUCGGGGGCCUGAGGUCCCUCCAGCUACUUCUCCGGAGGGCUCUGUCGGCCGCUUUCUCAGGGAAUUGGACAGAGGAAAGGAAAGGGAACCCUGGCCUUGGGAUUUUCAUCACAGAGGAGUGGGAGAGGGGACACAAGCAUGGGCCUGGCACUAGACAGACAACAGGAAGUUCCCCUCUCAACCUUUGGCUCCUCAGGACCACCAGAGAAGGAGAUGUCAGGACCCCUUCUUGUCCCCCCGCUGGGCCAUAAGACGUCCCAGGUCUCUGCACACCCGUGGAAUUCCUCCCUUCCUCACUGGGUUUUCGAGCAUAGGGUGCCCUUGGGUGUGUUGUAUGUCUGCCUGCUGGAUUGCUUAAGUUAUUAAUUAUAACACGGGUCAAGGUGUU